UCUGAGUUUUGGUUUCAAACACUAUCCUAUCCACUUUGGGAUACAUGGAUUUAAUGACCAAGACCAGCACUGGGACUUUUGUAGUCUUUUUCUGUUGAAAGAUCUAGUUUGAACUCCUGAACAUCUCUGACAGAACAAUCUUAACUACUCUGACAAUGAUAAAUGUGGAUUUGCGGGCGCUCACUCAACCUGUGGGCAUCUUGCGAAUUUUUUCUGCCAUUUUAUCUUGCAUAUCUUUCAGUCUUGUGGCAUCGGUUGGAUAUGUCAACAACUCGUACUGGUCAUGGUGCAUGUUUACCUGGUGUUUCUGCUUCAUCGUCACCCUCUUCAUCCUUAUUAUGGAGUUUACAACAAUGCACUCCAAACUGCCUUUUGGAUGGGAGGACUUCAUCAGUGCCUUUGCGAUGCUAGCUAGCCUCAUGAUCUUCACUGCAUCCAUUAUCUAUUCGUCCUUCUUCAUUUGUAGACAGCAAGCACCAAGUGGACCAAAAUGCCACCGCCAGAUUGGGGCCUGUGUCUUGUCUUGGGUAUGUUUCUUGGCCUACGUUGGUGAAGUUGUUCUAAACAGGCUUCGACCACAAGGGGAGCACAUUGGAUUCCUCUCUACCUUGCCUGGUAUCAUGAAGAUGCUAGAAACAUUCAUUGUAUGCAUAAUCUUCACCUCCAUGCACAAAAGCCAAUACUCCAAGAAACCGGAACUGGAAUGGUGUGUGUCCGUGUAUUCAUUGUGCUUCAUUUUUGCUAUCAUCAUAAUUGUUGUCUGCACCGCUCAGCUAACAUCAUACUCACCAGUCUCAAUUGAAAAAGUGGUUAUUGUCUACAACAUUGUGGCGACAUUGAUGUAUUUAUCCGCUAUGGUCCUAUGGCCCCUCUACAGUUUCCGGAACAAUUCCAAACCUCCAAAUUGUAAUUUCCUCUGUCCAUGGGAUAAACUUGUAGUAAUCACUAUCAUGACUAUUUUCAAUGCAAUUGUUUAUAUACUGGACAGUGCCUACUCCAUUUACCUAGUGUUUUUUGUAGGAAGACAGUAAAAACUAUUUUUGUGUUGUUGUUUUUUUUUUUUUUUUUUUUUUUUUAAUUCAUGUCUCAUGUCUAUCGAGACUUGAAUUAGUUAAUGAUAAAAAAAAAAGAUCCAAAAAGUGACAUGGGUGAUAAGAGUUACAUCAGUUUUAUUUUAAAAAUGUCUUAUUCAAACAGCAAUUCAUCAUUUGGUCAUUAUGGUUUUUGUAUGCUUUUAUUUCUGUGUUCUCUGUGCAGAAAACAUGUUCUUAAUGUAAGCUCAUGUAUGC
This is a messenger RNA of Periophthalmus magnuspinnatus, 1289 nucleotides long. RefSeq names its product myeloid-associated differentiation marker homolog. Gene Ontology annotation, cellular component: membrane. Lineage: Eukaryota; Metazoa; Chordata; Actinopteri; Gobiiformes; Gobiidae. The coding region runs from base 156 to 1031 and encodes 291 amino acids. The transcript has a single exon. The record is from RefSeq and is a predicted model, not a curated record.